Molecule: messenger RNA, 1451 nt
Organism: Amoebophrya sp. A120
Lineage: Eukaryota; Dinophyceae; Syndiniales; Amoebophryaceae
Source: the annotation of a GenBank genome assembly
CCAUCGUCUGCUUGUGAUCUUUUUGAGAGCAAGUUACAUGAAUGUCGUUUCAGGGCCAAAGUUCAUUUCAGUAUGUCUAUGUUGUACAAUAUUUGAUUCUGGACGAGCCUCAGCAGACUACGAUUACUUACCCCGUGCAGUCUGAUGGAUGAAGAAACUUGUUAUCCCAUUAACAGAACAUGAACGACCUCGACCGGGACUUUAGUGGCCAGCGGGGCUACUGGGAACCGCAUUCCGCCUUGAUUGAUUUUUGCGAGCCCAAUUACGUCUACACGGAAUAUGUGGCGGAGUUUUGGAACACCGUUUCCGCGUUGGGCAUGCUUGCGCUCGGUCUCUCGUUUUAUUUUUUCGCGUUGCCGAAAAGUGAUUUCGAUUUCCUUGAGCGCACGAAGAAGUUGGAAAUUGAACAGCGGAGCUUGGCAGGCCCGCAAAGAACUAUCGCAAGUACUCGCACUUCAAUUAGCACGAAGAUGACUUACGCUGCGUUCUGCGUCCAGAGCAUCGGCUCCGCCGGCCUGCACGCUUUUCUGGACCGCAGGUGGCAAAAGCUGGACGAAGUGCCCAUGGCCAUCUGCGCCCUCAGCUGCGUUUACGCAUUGGAAUGUAAACCGAUUCUGUCUACUUCGGAUAACGUAAAAGUUUCUCAUCAUGAUGGAGGUGACGUUACCCAUUAUGAAGGACAAAGUAAUCAGCAAGGGGGAGGCACAAGUGAUUCCAUCACGACGGCCAAGAAAACUGCCACAUUAGUGUCCUCCUCAAGUCAGACGAAUGAAAUCAAUCAACUGUGGAAUCGGAAGUUAGCCUCGAGCCUUAUCGCGACCGGAAUUCUUCUCUACCUCCUGUACGACGCUUUUGAGCUGUUUGUCGUCUUUCACCUUCUCUUCACGCCCAUCGAAUUUUACGCCCUGGGAAGGUGCGCGUGGCUCUGUCGAAGGUACAGAACGAGUGAUUCAUCUCCUUCAUGGAAAGCACAAUUCCGGCAGCUGGCCGUGCCCGGGCUGUGUGCGUACGUGACUGCCAUCGUGUUUUGGUCCCUGGAGAUGACUCUGUGCCCGUUCGUGCGCCCGUUCCACACCCACGCCUGGGCAUGGCACUUGCUCGUGGCCGUCGGUUUCAAUCUGAGCGUUCUCGCGCUGGAACUGAAAAAGAGAAAUGAAGCGUAUCACUUUGCUUUUGAACAAACACAAACUGAAACUGCACCUGCUCGACGUCUUGGAGAUGAACGUGCGUUGGAAACAGAAAGGGGAAACAAGGUUCGUGGAACAAACGAAAACAAGCAUGGAACGUUGGAGACGCAUGCUGCGGUCGAGCAGGACACGACCGCUGUUUUGAAGAUGUUGCCCCGUCGUGCAGUAGGGCUGCAGUGGAUACGUGGAGGUUUUUUUCCAGUGCUGCGGGAAGAACGAGAGGUAGAACCUGAACCGGCGGUGGAAAACAAAAAGGCUCAGUGA